Messenger RNA from Cyprinus carpio (common carp), 1537 nucleotides. Its product is annotated as purine nucleoside phosphorylase-like. The record is from RefSeq and is a predicted model, not a curated record. Gene Ontology annotation, biological process: nucleoside metabolic process. The transcript is spliced from 6 exons. Gene Ontology annotation, molecular function: purine-nucleoside phosphorylase activity. Bases 46 to 921 code for a protein of 291 amino acids. Gene Ontology annotation, cellular component: cytoplasm. NCBI's taxonomy places the organism in Eukaryota, Metazoa, Chordata, Actinopteri, Cypriniformes, Cyprinidae.
CUCUGCGUUUUAAAACUUUCUUUAAGACGAACACACAAGACCAACAUGCAUAGUAAAGAUCAAAUCUGCCAUGAGGACUAUCAGAGAACGGCAGACUGGCUGUUGUCCCAGACACGACACAGACCUAAAGUAGCCAUCAUCUGCGGUUCUGGACUGGGAAUGCUUGCGGAUGCGCUCAAAUGCCGAGACUCGUUCAAAUACUUGGACAUCCCUGGCUUUCCUCAGAGCACAAUGAAGGGUCAUGCUGCAAGGCUGGUUUUUGGAGAGCUCAAAGGGAAGACCUGUGUGUGCAUGCAGGGCCGAUUCCACAUGUAUGAGGGACACUCGCUAAGCAAGGUCACUUUUCCAGUAAGAGUGUUCAAGCUUCUGGGUGUUGAAACCUUGAUGGUCACUAAUGCAGCAGGGUCAUUAGCGGACAGUUAUAGCUGUGGUGAUAUUAUGAUCAUAUGUGACCACAUUAACUUCCCUGGACUUGCUGGAUUGAACCCUCUAAAUGGCCCUAAUGAUGAUAAGUUUGGUCCUCGAUUUCCACCCAUGUCUGGGGUCUAUGACAAAAGCCUACGGAAGAUGGCGUUUGACAUCUGUAAGAACAUGGGUGUCUCCCAGUAUGUUCAAGAGGGCGUCUACUGCAUGGUGGGAGGACCCAAUUUUGAGAGCAUAGCUGAGGCCCGCUUUCUGCACCGACUGGGAGUGGAUGCAGUUGGAAUGAGUACUGCACCGGAAGUGUUGGUUGCCAGUCAUUGUGGCAUGAGAGUCUUUGGUCUCUCCCUCAUCACUAACAAAGUAGUGAAAAGCUAUGAGGACAAUGAGUCUGUCAAUCAUGAAGCUGUGCUGGAAGUGAGCAAAAUGCGUUCAGAGACGCUGCAGGCGCUCAUCACAGAGCUCAUCAGCCGCAUGGACAUCAACAACAACACAGCAUGAUGUCAUCAACACUGUAACUGCCAAUCAAAUCCUCACUCAGGAAAAUCUGCAGCUAUGAUCUUGUUUUUCAUUUUUGUUUUCAUGUGUUCAUGGUUUUUUUUUUUUUUUUUUUUUUUUUUUUUAGAUAUUUAAAUGUUAAGAUUUUACUCUUUGCAGUGAUCACGAAAAUUAUCUUGUUUGAUGGUGCCAUAAAAACAAACUUAAAACACUAGGUUAUUCAUUAUGUUAUUCAUUAAAUGUUUAUCUUUUUGUGCUGUGAAGGUUGUAUAUGAAUCUGUAUAUUGAUGAUUACAUAAUAUUAAGCACACCUUUAUGUGGGGAAUUAUGCAGUAAAAUAAAUGUAUGCAAUGCUAUUCAUUAUGCAAAGUAAUAUAAUUGUUAAUGUUAAUAUUUUGAUGAUAAAGUUGGAUAUUUAAAUCAUUGCCAUGCUAUUUUAUAAUACAUUUUAUAUAUACUGUUGGUAUUGUAGAUGUGCCACUGAAUAUGGACCGUUUUGUUUAACCUUCUCUUAUAAGCAUUCGUCCUAUCUAUAAUCCAGAUAUGUAUUUUGAAAAUAUAUUUUACAUUACAACAUCAUACAUUUUUUAAUUAUACAGUACAACCCAAUUAAUUAAAC